AUGGCGGCAUCUGCACCCCACGAUGAUGAAGCCAUCACGACGUAUAGCAUGCAUGUAUCCGCCAAGUACCUUGAGCUUACGAAGAAGAAACUCAAGUUGACGCGUUUACCGCGCGAGCUUGAGUUACCGGAUGAGAGGAGAUGGGAGCAGGGUACACCAAAGAGUGUGCUUGAACCGCUCCUAGACUUCUGGCUAGAAGGCUACGACUGGCGUGCGGCCGAAUCCCGCUUCAACUCCACCCUCCCUCAAUACCGCACCACCAUCACCAUACCCUCGCUCACCUCUCCUAACACCACAAAACCCCUACGCAUACAUUUCGUGCACAAGCGAUCCAAACACCCUAAUGCCAUACCUUUACUUCUCUGCCACACAUGGCCCUCUUCGUUCAUCGAGGUCCAACGUGUUAUAGACGGAUUAACGGACCCUCACUCACUGCUGGGUUAUGAUGAGAGUGCACAGCAAGCUUUCCAUGUCGUAGCGCCGAGUAUACCCGGUUUUGGGUUUAGCGAUGCGAGUAUGGAAGAGGGUUUUGGGUUGCAUGGAACGGCCGAGGUGUUUCAGAGGUUGAUGGGGAGGUUAGGAUAUACGCAGUUUGUUGCUCAUGGAACGGGAUGGGGGUUUAGUGUAUGUCGCGCGUUGGCACUGGGACAUCCAAAGAGUUGUCUGGCGGUGCAUACUACGAAUCCUUCGUUUGAGGAGCCGAAGCUGAAGAGCGGACCCAUGCGCUAUCUGAAGUAUCGUGUUGCCAAGUUUACACGGGCAAAGGUGCCGUUGUUGAGCUUUGGUUACGUACCUGGCGAAGUACAGACAUCGUCGAAGAGUAUGGUAAGAAAAGACCUGACAACACAGGAUGGGAUGCUAGGUGGAGAACCGCUAGGACCUACACUGCAUCGCCUCUACUCGCUGCGGCCGCAGACACUGGCUUUCUCUUUGUGCGACUCACCUGUUGGGUUGCUCGCUGCUCUGCUCGAUGUCAUCCAUACUAGGGAUCUUCCACAACGUCCGCUUUCAUCGUCGCGGUCGAGGAGUCCGUUUCUUUCACCUGUUGAGCUGGAGAUGCAGCUUGGUGAUGAAGAGCAGGAGGAGCAGGACGAGUUGCGUUCAACAUCCACGGCACGACCUGAGGAUACGACGAGCCCAGGAAGAGUGAAGGGCGAUGGGAGAAGCUACACCUGGAGUCCGACGGAGGUACUAAACUUUACGAUGUUGCAGUGGUUACCUGGGCCUGAAGCGGCCCUCCGCUGGCUCCGCCGCGCACACAUUGACGUGCAAUCCCCCUCAUAUCAAACCCACACAUCCACUCCACUCGGAAUCUCCACCUUCCUCCCUCCUAACAGCAGUACCGCAACGCCACUCAUGUGGGGCGCGAGUUCCUGGGACAUAUCCUGGGUGAAGCGCCAUGCCGGUCGCCCUGCGACGUUACCAGGCUUCGAAGCCCCGGAUGCGCUGGUGCUAGAUCUGAGGGAGUGUUUCGCGAUGAUGAUCGAUAGAGGGAAGGUCAAGUUGGAGAUGCCUGUUAGGGAAGGUUAA
Messenger RNA from Alternaria atra, 1530 nucleotides. RefSeq lists its product as uncharacterized. The transcript has 5 exons. Gene Ontology annotation, biological process: epoxide metabolic process. Bases 1 to 1530 code for a protein of 509 amino acids. Gene Ontology annotation, molecular function: epoxide hydrolase activity. The record is from RefSeq and is a predicted model, not a curated record. Lineage: Eukaryota; Fungi; Ascomycota; Dothideomycetes; Pleosporales; Pleosporaceae.